This is a messenger RNA of Coregonus sp. 'balchen', 17464 nucleotides long. The record is from the annotation of a GenBank genome assembly. Lineage: Eukaryota; Metazoa; Chordata; Actinopteri; Salmoniformes; Salmonidae.
GGAUGUUCAACUUCCUCCCACUUCUGAAAUCAGGAAGCCUCGUCCUAAAAAAGGUUUGUGGUUCAAACCCAUAUUGAAGCCUCCUAGAUUGACAUUACUGACAAAUAUGCUAACUAUUUUACACUGAGAGAAAUGUACAACAUUGGGCUUGAAAGUUUAAAGAACUAUCUUACCAAGCAUUCCAUUUUCCCGAGACAUGUUCUUUGAUGUAAACAGUUCUACAGUAGCCAUUUUCCAUUUAUUUUCUGAAGUAUGUAGGCCUACAGCUAUGAUUUGAGCUGUAGCUGCCGCUAUUCAAUUACACAGAUUUUAUUCAGGCUGUCCAAUUUGCAUUGCACUGAAUACAAACAUUACAGGUGACUACUUCGUGUGUAUAUUUAAUCUAUACUAAAGGUUUAGUAAAGAUAUAUAUUGUUUGCAUGCAUGAGAAACACAUGUUUUUGACUAGGUCUCUUUUUGUCCACCGGGUGUCAUUAUUGAGCAGGUUAAUUUCCCUUUGAAGAGGAUUAGACCAAAAUAGAUCAGCUUUAGCUAAACCAGAUUUGGUAGCUAAGGCUGUGUUGGUCAAUUAACUUUGCUUCCUUAAUGCUUUUGGUGUCCCGGAAAUAACUUUAUAAACAUACAUUGUUUUCAAACUGUGGGGUGAAACAACUUUUUAUUUAGAGUUAUGGUGGCUUAAAGGGCCAAUGCAGCUUUUUUAUCUCAAUAUCAAAUCAUUUCUGGGUAAUAAUUAAGUACCUUACUGUGAUUUUCAAUUUAAAAUGGUCAAAAAUUAACUCAAAUAGCUUCUUAGAAAAGAGCAAUUUCUCAAGCAAGAAUUUUGCUGAAUGUUUGGAGUGGUCUGAGUCGGGAGGGGAAAACUAGCUGUUAUUGGCAGCUAAUUUACCGCCUGGUGAUAUCACCAUGGAAAGGCCAAAACUCCAACCCACCAAAACAGGAUGACAUUUCAGGCAGUCUUUUCAAACAGCUCUUACGCGAAAAGGGCAUUAUCAUUUUCACAAUUUCAGUUUUAUUCCAUCUUCAUAGUGUGAAAAUAUACAUAAAACACAAGUAAAUCAUAUUUUUGACUGCAUGGGGCCAUUAAGACAGUUGUUCAAAGCUCCUGAGUUAUUUAUAAGUUAUAUUCUUCAAGAAUCAAUUGGUAUAUCAUUAAUUUAAAUGAACGGCAGUAACUAUUGCAGAUUGCACCUCUAAGCUAUUUAUAAGUAAUAUUCUUCAAAAUCAAGCAGCAUUUUCAUUAAUUGAAAUUACUGGAAAUAUGACAUACUUUAGAUAGGUCUUGGUGAGUUUCAAUGGUGGAAAAAGUACUUGAGUAAAAGUAAAGUAAAAGUGAAGGUCACCCAGUAAAAUCCUACUUGAUUAAAAGUAUUUGGUUUUAAAUAUACUUAAGUAUCAAAAGUAAAAGUAUAAAUCAUUUCAAAUUCCUUAUACUAAGCAAACCAGACGGCACCAUUUUCGAGUUUUUUUUAUUUACUUACGGAUAGCUAGAGGCAUGCUCCAACACUCAAACAUAAUUUACAAACGAAGCAUCUGUUUAGUGAGUCUGCCAGAUCAGUGGCAGUAGGGAUGACCAGGUAUGUUCUCUUGAUAAGUAUGUGAAUUAUACAAUUUUCCUGUCCUGCUAAGCAUUCAAAAUGUAACGAGUACUUUUGGGUGUCAGGGAAAAUGUAUGGAGUAAAAAGUACAUCAUUUUCUUUAGGAAUGUAGUAAAGUAAAAGUUGUCAAAAAUAUAAAUAGUAAAGUAAAGUACAGACCCCGAAAAACUACUUAAGUAGUACUUUCAAGUAUUUAUACUUAAGUAAUUUACACCACUGAUGAGUUUUAUCUGCCUUUUAUGUCUAUGCAGCUCCUGAGCUCCCUAUUCUGGAGAGACGAAACUGGCUCAUCCACCUUCACUACAUCCGUAAAGACUAUGAGACCUGUAAGGUAGGAGGAUCUGUUUGUUCGGUCUCUGAGAGAAAAAGUGUCAUAUAAACGGUGUUGGGGAGUAGGGUACUACAUGUACUUAAACUGGCAUUGUAUUUGGUACAAAUCAUUCCCUAAAUUCUAGACCUCAGCUGAAUCUGGUAAUGAAUGGUGUGGCUGUUGAACAAGUUGAGGAGACUAAAUUACUUGGCGUUACCUUAGAUUGUAAACUAUCAUGGUCAAAACAUAUAGAUUUAAUGGUUGUAAAGAUUGGGAGAGGUCCGUCCGUAAUAAAGAGAUGCUCUGCUUUUUUGACACCACACUCCAAAAAGCAAGUUCUGCACGCUCUAGUUUUGUCUAAUCUUGAUUAUUGUCCAGUCAUGGGGUGUAGUGCUACAAGAAAAUACCUAGUUAAGCUGCAGCUGGCCCAGAACAGAGCGGCACGUCUUGCUCUUCAUUGUAAUCAGAGGGCUGAUAUAAAUACUAUGCAUGCCAGUCACUCUUGGCUAAGAGUUGAGGAGAGACUGACUGCAUCACUUAUUAUUUUUAUAAGAAACAUUAAUGUGUUGAAAAUCCCAAAUUGUUUGCAUAGUCAACUUACACACAGCUCUGACACACACUUACCCCACCAGACAUGCCACCAGGGGUCUUUUCACAGUCCCCAAAUCCAGAACAAAUUCAAGAAAGCGUACAGUAUUAUAUAGAGCCAAUAUUUAUUGGGACUCCGUUCCAUCUCAUAUUUCUCAAAUAAACAGCAAACCUAGUUUAAAAAAAACAGAUAAAGCAACACCUCACGGCACAACGCCUCUCCCCUAUUUGACGUAGAUAGUUUGUGUGUAUGUAUUGAUAUGUAGGCUACGUGUGCCUUUAAAAAAAUGUUUUAUGUAGUUCUGUCCUUGAGCUGUUCUUGUCUAUUCAUGUUCUGUAUAAUGUCAUGUUUUGUGUGGACCCCAGGAAGAGUAGCUGCUGCUUUUGCAACAGCUAAUGGGGAUCCUAAUAAAAUACCAAAUACCAAACUAGUAAUUUAACUACAUUUUGCAGUAGCUUGGUGGUAGUUGAACUAAAUUCAGAUAUGGGUAGUGUUUUUAGUAGUUCAUUAAUUUUUUGCCAUGUAGCAGUGUAGCUAACUACUGGAACUACUCACUAGUUUUUUUGCAAAAAUUAAAUAUGGAUGAAGUAGGUAAGAAUUUCCUUUAGUUUUUGACAUCGGACUUUCCUAAUUCUCACUUGAAACAUAGUUUUUGUGUUUUAAUAGGCUAAAUUAAACAUUCUGUUAACAUCUGACUCCAGAGUGAUCUGUUCUUGCAAUUUGUAUUCUAUGACAUUCAGAUGUAGAAAUAAUUUACCACAAAGUAGUUUUUCAGUGUCUUUCAAAGUGUCUUUAGUUAAGUAAACUGUAUUUUUCUUAAAGGCCCAGUGCAGUCAAAAACGUGAUUUUCCUGUUUUCCCACACUAUGAGGUUAGAAUAAUACUGUGAAAUUGUGAAAAUUAUGAUAAUGCCAUUUUAGUGUAAGAGCUGUUUGAAAAGACCAAGUUUUGGCCUGCCUGGUGACUACACCAGGUGGUAAAUGAGUUAAUAGACCAGUAAGAAAGAGUUCCAAACUCUCUGCCAUUAACAGCUAGUUAUUGUAUAAUUUCCCCCACCCCAUAGAAUUAGGAAUUCAAAUACUUAAUUCAGUAAUACUUGAAUUAUGUAAUUUAAUAGGAUCUCUAUGCUCAGACCACUCCCAGACAGUCCUAAGCAAAAUUCUUGCUUGAGAAAAUGCUCUUUGCUAAGAAGCUAUUUUUGUUUAUUUUUGACCAUUUUAAUUGAAAACAAUCACAAGGUACAUAAUUGCUACAUAGAAAUGAUUUGAUAUUGAGAAACAAAUGGCUGCAUUGGACCUUUAAGGUUAGCUUUAGUGUAGCUUAACUUCUUCCAGUGUGAAGUAAUUGGUAGCUUGGUAACUAUAUUUUCACAGUAGCUUCCCGAACACUGCAUAUAAAGUGUCAUGGUAAAACAAUGGACAGGUACAGUGAGGGGAAAAAAGUAUUUGAUCCCCUGCUGAUUUUGUACGUUUGCCCACUAACAAAGACAUGAUCAGUCUAUAAUUUUAAUGGUAGGUUUAUUUGAACAGUGAGAGACAGAAUAACAACAACAAAAUCCAGAAAAACACAUGUCAAAAAUGUUAUAAAUUGAUUUGCAUUUCAAUGAGGGAAAUAAGUAUUUGACCACACUGCAAAACAUUACUUAGUACUUGGUGGCAAAACCCUUGUUGGCGAUCACAGAGGUCAGACGUUUCUUGUAGUUGGCCACCAGGUUUGCACACAUCUCAGGAGGGAUUUUGUUCCACUCCUCUUUGCAGAUCUUCUCCAAGUCAUUAAGGUUUCGAGCCUGACGUUUGGCAACUCAAACCUUCAACUCCCUCCACAGAUUUUCUAUGGGAUUAAGGUCUGGAGACUGGCUAGGCCACUCCAGGACCUUAAUGUGCUUCUUCUUGAGCCACUCCUUUAUUGCCUUGGCCGUGUGUUUUGGGUCAUUGUCAUGCUGAAAUACCCAUCCACGACCCAUUUUCAAUGCCCCGGCUGAGGGAAGGAGGUUCUCACCCAAGAUUUGACGGUCCAUUGUCCUUUUGAUGCAGUGAAGUUUUCCUGUCCCCUUAGCAGAAAUACACCCCCAAAGCAUAAUGUUUCCACCUCCAUGUUUGACGGUGGAGAUGGUGUUCUUGGGGUCAUAGGCAGCAUUCCUCCUCCUCCAAACACGGCGAGUUGAGUUGAUGCCAAAGAGCUCGAUUUUGGUCUCAUCUGACCACAACACUUUCACCCAGUUCUCCUCUGAAUCAUUCAGAUGUUCAUUGGCAAUGUUCAGACGGGCCUGUAUAUAUGCUUUCUUGAGCAGGGGGACCUUGAGGGCGCUGCAGGAUUUCAGUCCUUCACGGCGUAGUGUGUUACCAAUUGUUUUCUUGGUGACUAUGGUCUCCACGAGGUGAGAUCUUGCAUGGAGCCCCAGGCCGAGGGAGAUUGACAGUUAUUUUGUGUUUCUUCCAUUUGCGAAUAAUCGCACCAACUGUUGUCACCUUCUCACCAAGCUGCUUGGCGAUGGUCUUGUAGCCCAUUCCAGCCUUGUGUAGAUCUACAAUCUUGUCCCUGACAUCCUUGGAGAGCUCUUUGGUCUUGGCCAUGGUGGAGAGUUUGGAAUCUGAUUCAUUGAUUGCUUCUGUGGACCAGGUGUCUUUUAUACAGGUAACAAACUGAGAUUAGGAGCACUCCCUUUAAGAGUGUGCUCCUAAUCUCAGCUCGUUACCUGUAUAAAAGACACCUGGGAGCCAGAAAUCUUUCUGAUUGAGAUGGGGUCAAAUACUUAUUUCCCUCAUUAAAAUGCAAAUCAAUUUAUAACAUUUUUGACAUGCGUUUUUCUGGAUUUUGUUUUUGUUAUUCUGUCUCUCACUGUUCAAAUAAACCUACCGUUAAAAUGAUAGACUGAUCAUUUCUUUGUCAGUGGGCAAACGUACAAAAUCAGCAGGGGAUCAAAUACUUUUUUCCCUCACUGUACAUGCAUUCGUUAAAAGUGUAUAAUUUCAUUCUGUCCUCUUUUUAAUUCAGGCAAUCAUCAAAGAGCAGCUACAAGAGACCAGGGGGAUGUGUGAAUAUGCCGUCUAUGUACAAGGUAUGGCGAUUGUCCAGCAGAAUAGAACCAGUUCAAUCGUUACAAGUAUAUUACAAUAGGUCAGGUGUAACUAUGACCAAAUGUUAGAUUCUCACAGCAUGAAGGGAUGCCUGUCUGUCUGUUUCUCUCUGUUCAGCUUUAAUCCUUCGCCUGGAAGGGAAAAUCCAGCAGUCACUGGACCUGUUCCAGAGCUGUGCAAUACUCAACCCUGGCAGCUCGGAUAACCUCAAACAAGUGGCCAGAUCCCUGUGAGUAGCACACUUUUAGAAAAAUGUGGGCCUUUUAUCAUUCAAGCUCCAAGCUUCAGUAGGCUGUUUGCUAAGAUAUUUGCUGCCUUUGCGUGUGUUGUGCCACGCAAGUUAUUUCUGAAUAAAAAAAAUGUUUUAAACGCUUAUUGAUCCAUGGAAAAUUGCUUGUUUUCCUAAGUCUGAACCUUAAGUAUGUACAUAUGAUUUUGCAAUUUAUACAUUUUGUUCAUUUUUGCUUUUCUAGAUUUCUCCUUGGUAAGCAUAAGGCUGCCAUAGAGGUUUACAAUGAGGCUUCACAACUCAAUGAGACAGACUGGGUAAGUAACUUUGGUUUAUAAAUAUACUACUUUGUGAAGAUUAGUUGUUUUUUUUCAAGUUGUGAAAAGUUUUAUUCCACAUUUUACGUAUUUAUGAUCCCCAGAUAAGAAAUAUAGUUUACUGACUAUCACAUUUUCAAUGCCCCUUUUUCAACCCCUCUACUUGAAGGAGAUCAGCCAUAACUUAGGUGUGUGCUACAUCUAUACCAAAGACUUCAACCGUGUAAGUUACAUCUUUUAGUCCCUCUUGAACAUACACUGAACAAAAAUAUAAAUGCAACAUGUAAAGUGUUGGUCCCAUGUUUCAUGAGCUGAAAUGAAAGAUCCCAGAAAUGUUCCAUACGCACAAAAAGCUUAUUUCUCUCAAAUGUUUUGCACAAAUUUGUUUACAACCCUGUUAGUGAGCAUUUCUCCUUUGCCAAGAUAAUCUAUCCACCUGACAGGUGUGGCAUAUCAAGAAGCUGAUUAAACAGCAUAAUCAUUACACAGGUGCACCUUGUGCUGGGGACAAUAAAAGGCCACUCUAAAAUGUGCAGUUUUGUCAUGCAACACAAUGCCACAGAUGUCUCAAGUUUUGAGGGAGCAAGCAAUUGGCAUGCUGACUGCAGGAAUGUCCACCAGAGCUGUUACCAGAUAAUUGUAUGUUAAUUUCUCUACCAUAAGCCACCUCCAACGUCGUUUUAAAGAAUUUGGCAGUACGUCCAAACGGCUUCACAACCGCAGACCACGUGUAUGGUGUUGUGUGGGUGAGCGGUUUACUGAUGUGAACAGAGUGCCCCAUGGUGGCGGUGGGAUUAUGGUAUGAGCAGGCAUAAGCUACGGACAAUGAACGCAAAUGCAUUUUAUCGAUUGGAAAUUUGAAUGCACAGAGAUAGUGUGACGAGAUCCUGAGGCGCAUUAUCGUGCCAUUCAUCCGCCGCCAUCAACUCAUGUUUAGGGCCUAAUUUAGGGCCUAAUUAAUUUAUUUCAAUGGAUUGAUUUCCUUAUUUGAACUGUAACUCAGUAAAAUCUUUGAAAUUGAUGUAUGUUGUGUUUAUAUUUUUGUUUAGUAUAGUAUUGUUAAAAUGUUUCAAACACCAACAUUGUACAUGAAUGAAAGUAAAAGCUGUGCGCUUGUGUGUACUGCCAGGCAGAAGAACAGUUGAACAUCGCCCUGGAGUUAAGCAAGCACGACCUGACCUACAUGAUGCUGGGAAAGAUUCACCUGCUGGAAGGGGACACUGACAAAGCCAUCGACGUGUACAGGAGCGCCGUUGAGUGAGUAAUAUAUAGCACUUGGCAGAUGCAAAGCGACUUGUGUGUACAUUUUCCUAUGGGUGGUGGCCCCAGCGGGAUUUGAACCCACAGCGCAUUGUGCUUUCAACGCAAUGAUUAUCAACUGAGCCACACAGGACCACUGAAGUGUGUGAGAGUGAGUGUUUUGGCAUUUCCAUGACUGUGAUUAAGUAAAACAUCAAUUAAACGCAGUUUCAAAUAGAUGCCUGUCCCUUUUAAUAGCUGGGCACGGCACACAUCUCAGCAAGUACAUGCCUGUUUCAAAUAAAUACCGGGUCUAAAUGAAUUGUGUACAACAUUACCAUAAAUUGUUUACAAGGUUUAACGUUUGAUUUGUUACAUGAAAUAAUUCCGUAAUGACUCUAAAAAAGUAUGGCAAUCAUCUGUUUUUAUCACCAGUAAGAAACGGCUAGCCAUUGACUGCUAACAACUGAGAACUGCUAGCUAACUGGCAAGCACAAAAACAGUCAACAACAGUGGUGAAAAAAGUACCCAAUUGUCAUACUUGAGGGAAAGUAAAGAUAGAAAAUGACUCAAGUGAAAGUCACCCAGUAAAAUACUACUUGAGUAAAAGUCUAAAAGUAUUUGGUUUGAAAUAUACUUAAGUAUCAAAAGUAGAAGUAUAAAUCACUUCAAAUUCCUUAUAUUAAUCAAACCAGAUGGCAUCAUUUUCUUGUUUAUUUUACUUUACGGAUAGCCAGGGGCACGCUCCAACACUCAGACAGUAUUUACAAACAAAGCAUGUGUUUAGUGAGACUGUCAGAUCAGAGGCAGUAGGGAUGACCGGGGAUGUUUUCUUGAUAAUUGUGUGAAUUUGACAAAUUUUCCUGUCCUGCUAAGCAUUCAAAAUGUAACGAGUACUUUUGGGUGUCAGGGAAAUGUAUGGAUUAAAAAGUAUAUAAUUUUCUUUAGGAAUGUAGCGAAAUAAAAGUUGUCAAAAAUAUAAAUAGUAAAGUAAAGUACAGAUACCCCCCAAAACUACUUAAGUAGUACUUUCAAGUAUUUUUAUUUAAGUACUGUACACCACUGGUCAACAACUUCGGGAGUACUUAAGAGGCAUACUAAGACAAAAUAAACUUAACACUAACCAGAUUUCCAUCCACAAUUUUUAUGCAAGUAAAGUCAUACCACAGUUAAAAAAAUUUAUGACAGCUGUACAAUUUUAUAAAUGCCGUAAUUUGUUUGUUCGACAUGGUAGGAUCUUUUUGUGUCAGUAAAAUUAAUUAUGCGAGAAAUAGUGGUGGAAAUGCCUUUAUACGCAAAUAUUGAUACAGUAACAUCAUAUCGAAGUAAACUUGGAGUCACGCGAUGAUAUGGUGUGUGGUCCUCCCACUAUGUCUUGGGAAAGCACCCAGCGUCUGGCCUUUAUGGUAGAGUGGCUAGAUGGAAGCCACUCCUCAGUAAAAGGCACAUGACAGCCCGCUUGGAGUUUGCCAAAAGGCACCUAAAGGACUCUCAGACCAUGAGAAACAAGAUUCUCUGGUCUGAUGAAACCAAGAUUGAACUCUUUGGCCUGAAUGCCAAGUGUCACGUCUGGAGGAAACCUGAAGCAUUGUGGUGGCAGCAUCAUGCUGUGGGGAUGUUUUUCAGUGGCAGGGACUGGGAGACCAGUCAGGAUCGAGGAAAAUAUGAACGGAGCAAAGUACAGAGAGAACCUUGAUGAAAACCUUCUCCAGAGCACUCAGGAACUCAGACUGGGGCGAAAGUUCACCUUCAAACAGGACAACGACCCUAAGCACACAGGCAAGACAACGCAGUAGUGGCUUUGGGACAAGUCUCUGAAUGUCCUUGAGUGGCCCAGCCAGAGCCUGGACUUGAACCCCAAAAACAGGUGUGCCAAGCUUGUAGCGUCAUACCCAAGAAGACUCAAGGCUGUAAUCGCUGCCAAAGGUGCUUCAACAAAGUACUGAGUAAUGGGUCUGAAUACUUAUGUAAAUGUGAUAUUUCUGUUUUUAAUCUUUUAUACAUUUGCAACAAAAUUCUACAAACCUGUUUUUACUUUGUCAUUAUGGGGUAUUGUGUGUAGAUUCAUGAGGGGUAAAAAACUAUUUCAUCAAUUUUAGAAUAAGGCUGUAACGUAACAAAGUGGAAAAAAUAAAGGGGUCUGAAUACUUUCCGAAUGCAGUGUAUAUGGCACAGCGGUCAAUUUCUUUGGUCCUUAAAUGAAACUGGUAUACUUUUUAAUUUAUCACAAUUUUCUUUAACCAAUUUUGGUCUUAAAUGCAGGGUCGACAGACAAGUUCCUUACUUUCUCCCCCUUCCACUUGCCUCUUCCAUUUUUUGCAGUAAUGCUGCAAUUAUUUGGUUGUAAUUUUGGGUAGAGCAGACAUUUCCAUAUAUUUUUGUUAGCUGCACGUGUGACAUAAUGCCACCAGUCCUAUUUAUUAUAUAAUUUACAAAAAUUAUACCGUACCGUUUAUCAAUUAGUAUAUUUGAGUUUAACCAUAAUAUUUGUUGUAUUAUUUGUUCAGUCUUUUCUGGUGGAUUAAACUGAAAUUGCAACCAACUUUCUAUGGCUUGUUUUAAAAAUAGCAAUAUUUUGGAAAUUAUUUCAUUUUCAAAUAAGUGAGAGGUUGUAAUCUAAAUAAAGGGAAAAGGGCCAUUCUUGAACAUAGGGUGAGACAUUCUUACUAAUCUGCUAGAGAAGCAGUUCGGAUUUAAGUAUAACUUUUGUAUGACUGAAGCCUUUAGUGAGAGGUCUAAUGCUUUAAUAUUUAAUAAUUCAUAUUCAUUACAUAAAUAGGCCGUUUAAUUUUGUCUGGCUUGUCGUUCCAAAUAAAAUUGAAUAUUUUUUUGCUCAUAUAAUUUAAAAAACAAGUCAUUGGGUGUAGGCAGGGCCAUAAGCAAAGAGAUAAACUGGGAUAUGACUAAAGAGUUAAUCAGAGUGAUUUUUCCACAAAUAGACAGGUAUUUUCCUUUCCAUGGUAGCAAGAUCUUAUCUAUUCUUGCUAACUUUCUAUUAAAAUGUAUUGUAGUGAGAUCAUUUCUUUAUUUCGGGAUAUGAAUUCAGAGUAUGUCCCCAGUUUAUUAGGCCACAGAUUAAAUAAAUUAUGAUGAACUUCACAGGGUGGUGAAAGUGACGGUGAUCUUGAUGCUCCUUUCCAAUAAAUAUCGAGGGUCUUAUUCUGGUGACAUGAUGAUCGAUGCUUGGCUGCAGUUUGACAAAUGAAAAAUAUUCUCGCUCAUAUCCAUAAUAAUCUCACAGCCUACCCGCACUGUAUCUGCGAGCUGUUGGCUAGAACGCACAUGCCAAGACCAGAGUAGGCUCAUUUACUAUUUAACACAACGUUUUUUGUGUCAAAACUAUCGGUAGAUUUGAACAUGCGAUUGGAAACACAUUGAACUUUAGAUGUUUAUUUUUAAGCGAAAAACUACAUUUUGUGUGCACUACGUCAUCACACACUCUUUCAUCCGCAGCAAGUCUGUUUGGUGGAAACACACCACUGGUGGGAAAAUGCGCAUAUUUUCUUUAAAUGGAUUUUAGAAUAUCGCAUGAAAAUCUGUCGCUGAUUGGAUGGAAACCUUGCUACUGUGUGGAAAUGAUAACACAUUAGUGCAGGAAAUGAAGAAAUGUGUUUAAAUGCUGAAAGUGAAUGCUGGAAUUAAAUAAUUAACUAUGCAAAUGAGCAAAUAUAAACGCAACAUGUAAAGUGUUGGUCCCAUGUUUCAUCAGCUGAAAUAAAAAGUCCCAGAAAUGUUCCAUGCGCACAAAAAAACGUAUUUCUCUCAAAUGUUGUGCAGGAAUUUGUUUACCUCACUGUUCGUGAGCAUUUCUCCUUUGCCAAGAUAAUCCAUCCACCUGACGGGUAUGGCAUAUCAAGAAGCUGAUUAAAUAGCAUGAUCAUUACACAGGUGCACCUUGUGCUGGGGACAAUAAAAGGCCACUCUAAAAUGUGCAGUUUUGUCACACAACACAAUGCCACAGAUGUCUCAAGUUUGUGCAAUUGGCAUGCUGACUGCAGGAAUGUCCACCAGAGCUGUUGCCAAAUAAUUGAAUGUUCAUUUCUCUACCAUAAGCCGCCUCUAACAUUGUUUUAGAGAAUUUGGCAGUAUGUCCAACCGUCCUCACAACUACAGACCACAGCCCAGGACCUCCGCAUCCGGCUUCUUCACCUGCGGGAUCGUGUGAGGAGGGGGGUGCUGCUGAGGAGUAUUUCUGUCUGUAAUAAAGCCCUUUUGUGGGUGGGCCUAUGCCCUCCCAGGCUCACCCAUGGCUGCACCCCUGCCUAGUCAAGUGAAAUCCAUAGAUUAGGGCCUAAUGAAUUUAUUUCAAUUGACUGAUUUCCUUUUAUGAACUGUAACUCAGUAAAAUCUUUGAAAUUGUUGCAUGUUGCGUUUAUAUUUUUGUUCAGUAUAGAAGCCUGUCUCUAAUAAGCACCUGUUGUGUUCAGUGAUUUAAGCAAAUAAAUGCCCGGGCUAUUAAUUGAAGUUUUACGGUAUAUGUUUUUCUGUGUGUUGUUUUAAUGUUACUUAUAGAUAAACAAGGAAAUGUUUGUUAGAGUUGAUAUUUCCAUGAGCUUGCUUAGUUCACGUAGCUAGUAUAAUAGGCCAUGUACGUACAUACAGUAUGUCAUUGGGAAAGAGGUCUUCUGACCUGGUUAAAUGGGACUUCCUGGUUAAAUAAAGGUUGAAUAAAUAAAAAAUCCUCUUAUUUCAGGUUUUCUCCUGAAAACACGGAUCUUCUUACCACUCUUGGCCUGCUAUACAUGCAGGUAAGUCGAGGCCUUUCAGUCCCUCCUCAGAUCACGCUCCAACCAUGAUGGGACAAGUCAUGUUUAAGUGAGUUUGAAACUAAAUCAGUCUAUUUCCUCUCCAGCAAGGCAAAUAUCAGAAAGCCUUUGAGCACCUUGGGAAUGCCCUGACGUAUGACCCCAACAACUUUAAGGUAGGGGAGGCCCUCCCUACUACUCCCUAUCCUAUUGGAUGCUGUAUUUGCAACUGACUUAAAUAUCACUGCAGCAGUGGGUCUGUGUGUGUGUGUGUAUUUUACCCUCUUCAGGCCAUCCUGGCAGCUGGCAGCAUGAUGCAGACGCAUGGGGACUAUGAUGUUGCCAUGAAUAAGUACCGCGUGGCAGCUUAUGCUGUACCUGAGAGCUCGCCCCUCUGGAAUAACAUUGGCAUGUGCUUCUUCGGAAACAAGAAAUAUGUGGCGGUAGGGAAAUUCUAUGGGUGACAACCUCCAAUUUGCCUGUUUCACGCCAUCUCUCCAACUCAUUUCGAACUAGAGACUUCCCUCAGAUCAAUUGGCCAACUGAAUUUGACCCAGAGGUGUGUGUGUUUGUGUUUUCAGGUACCAUUACUCAUAACCAAUAUUUGUCUCUGUCAGUCCCAUAAUUAUUUUCAAAAAUAAUGCACAAAUACUUUUACAUCUACGAAUACGUACCACAUAGAAAUGCAUUUGUGAAACUACGAUCACAACAAAUCUAAACCACAAAUCUAAACCAUUCACUUUGUGUUAUUGACAUAACCAGCUACUGGGUAUGCAGGCUUUCUCUAGCCUUUUUAUCUUCUAUUCCUCCACAUCCUCAGGCCAUCAGCUGUCUAAAGAGGGCCAACUACCUGUCUCCGUUUGACUGGAAAAUCCUGUACAACCUGGGCCUGGUGCACCUCACCAUGCAGCAGUACGCCUCAGCCUUCCACUUCCUCAGUGCUGCCGUCAACCUGCAGCCAAAGAUGGCAGAGCUCUACAUGCUGCUGGCAGGUACAGGAGAACUAAUUGCAGAGGUACCGUGGCACCAAGGGGCAAAGUAACUUUAUAAAAUGUAGUAAGCUACUUUGCCCCUUAGUGCCACCACACAGGGAUGAUUUUGAAUGCUCCCGUGGGCAUUGUCAGUCAUACUAUAGUUUCACAAAUGUACCUCGUGUUUUUCCUUAUGCCUGCUAUCUCCACUUCAGUGUCUUUCAACACAUUAUUUCUUUGCCCUGUUUAGCUAGUUUCUUGGCUUCUAUAAAUUUUUAAAAUCUCGCCUGUUAAAUCCCAGAUUGUAGUUUUAACUUUGUGGACUUGGCAUCAAGCAGGCACUGCAUGAUGUGUUUCCCUUCUUCUAUUUCCCCCCAGGUGCAUUGGAAUGUCCAUUCCAACUUACUGAAUUUCUUGUGGACAAGUACUUUCUUGUGGUUUAAAGCAAUGUCUACAUUAUAAUGUUGUGUCAUCAUGGCCUAUUGGUCAUGACUGAUUGACAAUCAGAUUUUUUUUAUUUUCUUUCAGUUGCUCUUACUAAUAUGGAUGACGGGGAGAAUGCCAAGCGAUCAUAUGAGCAAGCAGUGUCGUUGGAUGAGUAAGUAUUUUACUUGAACUCAUUGUUUUGUUUUGUUAGAUGAAUGUGGGGGUGGGGUACGUUAAAUUACUGUUUUGUAUUUGUAUGGUCUAUCAUCCUCAAUCCUACAUUUUCAGGCCUUUUAAUAUUACAAAAUCUUUUAUCUAAUAUUUCUUCAACUCAAAUGUAUACUGUUCUGCGCCCAUCUUUCACAGGUGUAACCCCUUGAUCAAUCUGAAUUUCGCAGUCCUGUUGUACAAUCAAGGAGACAAAAAAGGAGCAACAGAUCAGUACCUGGAGAUGGAGAGGAAAGUGAUGGAAAGCAGCCAUAAUGCAGAAUUUGACCCAGAGGUGUGUGUGUGUGAACCUGCAUGCGUACGUGUCUGUGUUUUGAGGUACCAUUACUCAUAGACUCUUUAAAAGGGGCAAUCCGCAGUUGCUAAAUCAAUUUUUUGAUUUCUAAAUUAAUCAUAGACUGUAUACUCAUUGAUCCUUGAAGAAUAUAACUUAUACAUGCCUCAUCAGCAAGGGUGAAAGUAGAUAUAGGAUUUUCUCAAAAUGCAUACUACCGUGCUCCGAGCACGCAAAUUGGAGCACGGGAGGGUCGGAGUAUGAGUCCAAAUCAAAGUAUGCGAAACAGAGCAUGGAGGGCACUUCUCGGAUGUGUACUCCAUUUGUACAUAUUUUGAAGCAUGCAUCGAUGCAAGUUUCAAUGGAAAGUAUGCACAUAAAUAUGACCCAACCAUUUCUUGAAAUCAAUGGCGGCUAUUAUUUUAGCUGAAGCGAGAGAAAAUAAACUCAGACUUCGGAAUAAAAUGAUGCCCAUUCACAUCUCAUAUGUUGCCUGGCUACAAUAUUUUAUCUUGAUACGUUAAUAAAUACAUACUGGGUUAAUUUUGGCAUGUUUACCUGCCUACAAUUCCCACUGUAGUGAAGAUCGCAAGCCAAUAGUAAGUCAAUAGGGCUAUCUGGCUAGCUACUACUGUUAGCUAUCUAGAUACACACAAAUACUUGGCAGCUAGCUACCCACAAAUAAUUGAAAUCUACCUUGCAUAACAUUAGUUUUAGGUAACUUUUGCCUGUUAAACUAUCUGUUUAGCUAGAUUAUUAUGAUUCAGAUAUAGAUAGCUGAUAGUUUUGAAGUAAAAUGUUUUCUUUGUGUAUAUCUUGUUUCGUCUAUUGCCCUUGUCCUGGCUGGAAGAAGGUUCAGUGAAUGGGUAUGCCCAUAGUAAGUCAAUAGGCAUAACUGGUUAGCUACUACUGUUAGCUAGAAGUGGUUAUCCCACUGGCUAUAGGGUGAACGCACCAAUUUGUGAGUCGCUCUGGCUAAGAGCGUCUGCUAAAUGACGUUAAUGUGCCCUUGAGCAAGGCACUUAACCCUAAUUGCUCCUGUAAGUCGCUCUGGAUAAGAGCGUCUGCUAAAUGACUAAAAUGUAAAUGUAAAUGUAGAUAGCCACAAAGAAUUGGCAGCCAACUAGUAGCUACCCACAAAUAAUUGACAUCUACCUUGCAUAACAUUAGUUUUAGGUCAUUUAUGCCUGUUUAACUAGCUGACUAGCUAGAUUAUUAUGAUUCGCAUAUAGCUAGCUGAUAAUUAUGAAGUAAAACGUUUGCUUUGUGUAUAUCUUGUUUCAUCUCUAUUGUUACCAUUGUCCUGGCUGGAUGAAGGUUCAGUUAAUGGGGAGGUGAAGCGUGAGGUAAUACAGUAGGGGGAGUGCGAGUGCGAGUGCUUCUCAAAUGUAAUGUUUUAUGUGUUCUCUACACUCUCUUCCUCACAAGAACGUAUUCAAGAGAACGUCCUCUGAGAAUGCACUCGGAGCAUGAGAGUGUGGAGCACGGUAGUAUGCUUAUUGAGAAAGACCCAUUGUUUCUUCGCGGUACACCUAAGAGUAAAGACAUGUCAUUUAACUGUAAAAAUGUUUGACCUUUUAAUGUGGAAUGAUGUUUUCAUCUGAUUGUCAAACAAAUCACUUCAUAAAGUAGGCUACCUGCUCAUGUUCGUCCACUGUAAAAUAAUUCCAGCAUCUACAACAGUGCACUGUGCACACGCCAUUUGAUUAAUGGAAAGAGACGUCUAUUAAAACACCAAAAAGUGUAAUGACAUUCGGCGAUUGAUUGAUGCGUCCACUGUUGUCCGUGUGCAUCUCGGUCCCGACCAGUUAUCUCUGCUUUGGCAAAUGUUUGUGUUCACGUCGAACCACACCGCAUUUUGGAGUGUAUAGGCCUACCAUAUUGUUUAUGCUUCUGACAGGCAGUCAUAAUAAAUGAGGGUGUAAUAGCAUAGUUUUCUUGCCAUCUUUUAAAAAAAAUAUUGUGAUAGGCUCAUGUUUUACCGGUACGGCGUACCCCCACCAUUUAUUUAGCCGGUACUCCGUACCGGACCUUCCAGUCUUACUUUCACCCCUGCUCAUGAGCUUAGUUCAACUGUCGUAUCUCAUUAAAACCCAGAAUAUAAGCUUGUUUUCCCCCUAAACAUUGUAAAUGUAAACAAACACUGUAUAGCCUUAAAAAUAUGAUAAUUUUUAUAUCUUGGAAUGUCACUCCUUGCAUCAAUAGCUCUAUGAAUUUACCAAUACCGAGGCGGGGUAACCAUUUUGUUAUUGUUUCAACUGCGGAUUGUCCCUUUAAGAGUUAACUAUGCUAAUACAUCAUAUACCUAAUCUUCUCGAGUCUAAGCCUCAAGUAUAAACUGUAACCAGUGCAAUCUGCACUGCAGUAAUUAUGUUAUGUAACAUGUUGCCCACAAUGCAAAAUUGGUACUCAAAAAGCUGGAAAAAAACAUAUCAGUGCAGUUGACUCCUGAUGAAUCCACAAUCACAUCAUAAAAAGUCCAUGUUAGUGUGUUGACCGUCUUCUCCAUGUUCUGAUACUGAAGCAGGGCUCCUUUCUUGAACACUUCAAGCUGGCUCCCAGUCUAGCACAUAUCCCUAAUGUUGAGCGGUCUGUACCCUUUUUGUCUCAGCUCAUUGAGAUGGCACAGAAGUUGGCAUCUGCUCUCCAGAUGGGAGAGACCUCGGUGUGGACCAAGCCAGGUAAGGACUCCAAAGUCGGGCAGCGCUCCAAGACCACGUCCCUGCAGCCCCUGGGCACCAACCAGGCCCUUGGGCAGGCCAUGUCUUCAGCUGCCAGCAAAAGCAUCCAGCUAGCUGCAGGUGUGUGUGUGUGUGGCAGUGAAAGCGGAGGGCAAAUUUAGAGAUGGACGCCAUGUUGCUGCCUCUGAGUGUUUUCGUUCACCCAUUCAUUUAUAAUGAGUCUUUGGAUUCUAGUUGUAAUUCCAAAUCAUAUUUUCUAAAUAGAGGGUUCUGCAGUAGGCUGGUCUGGAUCAACCAUAUCCAGACACCAAACCUUACUAGAUUUUUUUGCACCUUUGAUAAUAAUAAUAAUAAUAAAAUGCCAUUUAGCAGACGCUUUUAUCCAAAGCGACUUACAGUCAUGCGUGCAUACAUUUCUUGUGUAUGGGUAGUCCCGGGGAUCGAACCCACUACCUUGGCGUUACAAGCGCCGUCAAAUACAGAUUGCAAAUGAUCCUACCUUUUUAACAGUUGUCUACCACUGCACGAAGUGACAUGAAGUAGUAAGUCUUUAGUUUCCAUGCAAUAGGAUUACACGGGAAUGCGUGUCAGAUGUUGUAAGAGUAAAAUACCUCUAUCUCAUCCCUAAGGCUCUAAGGCUCCACCCAAGUCCACCUCCACCUCGUUACCCCCAGAUGAAGAGCAUGAUGUGGAGAAUGCCCCUUCCCCUCCCCUAGGGGACCCGGAGUCAGAGGAGCCCAAAGCCAAAGAAAAGAAGAAGAGCAAGUCUAAACCUGUGGCUGAG